Molecule: messenger RNA, 1350 nt
Organism: Lecanosticta acicola
Lineage: Eukaryota; Fungi; Ascomycota; Dothideomycetes; Mycosphaerellales; Mycosphaerellaceae
Source: the annotation of a GenBank genome assembly
AUGGCUGGCAAAAGUAGGAACCCGGAAUACAUCUCUCAUGUAGUCACAAGUAUCGGCUAACUGGCUGCUCUGUAGGGGAAAUGCCGGCCACUGGCACGCUUUCGGAAGAUGGCUUGAGGCAUUUCAGGACGUAUAAAUAUUCUUCAGUCGACAAGAGUCCUAUCUCGCACCACGUGCUGAGACACUACGUACGUACAUGCACGAGACCAAUCUCCGAGCAAGGCCAUGGAUUGAUAUCUUGCCCUGGCAUAGUGGAAUUUCUGCGUCGAAUACCUUCCACUAUGGCUCGCACCGAAUAUGGUGACCCUCAUUGGCUUCUUCUUCGUCAUCGGCAAUGUCGGCCUGCAGCAGCUCAUGGACCCGGAUCUCACGGGCCCUCAGCAUGCUUGGGUUUACUAUAGCUAUGCGUUUGGUGUCUGGGCCUAUUCUACCAUGGACAACAUCGAUGGCAAACAGGCCCGGCGUACGGGUACUAGUUCGGGAUUGGGAGAGCUCUUCGAUCAUGGUAUUGACUCCCUCAAUUGUACCCUUGCGAGUCUGCUCGAGACCAGUGCAAUGGCUCUCGGGCCUACGAAAGUCGGUGCGCUCACCGCGUUGGUCCCGUGUCUCCCCAUGUUCUUUUCUACCUGGGAGACUUAUCACACGCACACGCUCUAUCUCGGGUACUUCAAUGGACCAACGGAGGGACUCCUGUUGGCUUCUCUGCUGAUGAUUAGCUCGGGAUACUUUGGACCUCAGAUCUGGCACCAGCCUCUCGCGACCUUGUUGGGGUAUGAGCAUAUCUUGGGAUCACUCAGUUUCAAGGAUCUCUUCCCGGCGAUUCUCAUCGGCGCCUUUUUCGUCUUCCAUCUGCCUGCCUGCGUCAUCAAUGUCGUGGAAGCACGGCGAGCGAAAAACCUCCCCGUCGCUCCCGUCUUCCUGGAAUGGGCGCCGAUGCUGCUUUUCUGCGGCUCUCUAGUGGCAUGGCUUGGAUCUCCCUAUUCGACUCUCCUGCGCGAUAACCAUCUCUGCCUGCUCUGUCUGACCCUGUCCUUCGUCUUCGGCCGCAUGACCACCAAGAUGAUCCUGGCCCACCUCACGCGACAACCGUUCCCAUACUGGACUGGUCUCCUGGCCCCGCUGGUAGGCGGCGCGGUCAUGGUAAACCUGCCUUAUCUCGGCCUCCCAGCCAUCUCUGCCGAGAUGCAGCUGUACUACCUCUGGGCGUAUUUCCUGGUUGCAGUCGUCGUAUACUCCCGCUGGGCUUUCGUAGUGUGCAAUUCCAUCUGCGAUUAUCUGGGCAUUACCUGCCUGACGAUCCCGGAAGAAAAGUGGCGCGUUCUGCAGAGGGAGCGAGCGAAGAGUGCAUGA